UAUCAGAAGGUUGUGUGGCGUUUGAUUUCAUGUUCCCGCCCCUGCCUCUGUUGCUUGAAAAUCCCAAAUACUUUUCUGCUCGCCAAGAGGAAAUCAAGAAAGGCUUUCGGUGUCACUUUCGAGUAUUAAGUCCCACGAGGAUUCACAGUUUAUUUUAUAACCAUAUUCAGCCGGGCAAGGGCGCAAUUCAAUAUAAUUCAACGAACGACUAACCUUCAAUUCACCGCCAUUGUAUGUGUCGUGUCCGCUGUUGCAAAACACCACAUGGCUUUCGAAUGAAAGGAACUCCGUUUUCAGUUGGUCUCUGAAGUUCGUGAAUUAUCUUUACAGCCUUCCUCGACGAAGAAAGGUCCACCAAGUAACCACAAAUCGAAGAACGGAAACAGAAACUGCUCGAGCAAUCUACUGUCGCUGUUCAAUGCAGACUGAAUAAUCACUUUUUUUACCAUUCGCUGCACAAAUUAUAAUUUUGUGCCAGCCUCGUCCUCGAGUCGGUCACGUUCAACUGGACGAAUAGAGCUUCCUAUCUUGUGAAUGUGGAGUUUUGUUCUUAAAAUACCUCAACAGAGAACAAGGGAUGGCAUCACAAGCUGUAUCAAAGGGUUCCAAGCGAAUAAAAUUAUCGCCAAACUCCGAUGAGAAAGAUGAUGUAAACAGUUGUACUACUGGCGAACAGGGUCAAUCAUCAGUUGACAUGGCUUUGGAUAAAAAAACAGUCGAAUCCAGCGACGAGCAAAACUCAAAGUCAACAAAGAAAGACAGUGAACUAGUUGUAAUAUCAUCUUCGUCAUCUGAUGAUGAUUCAGACAAGGAACUUAAGACAGACACUGUGGAACCUGUUGUAAAAAAGGAGGAGGCAGAAACAUUCCCUGAUGUUGUAAAAAGCAAAUUGCAAGUGAAUCAAACAGAAUCCCUUGAACAGGAUUCUAAACAAAUUAAGGUUGCUACAGAGCCAAAAGUAGAAAGGAAGGAUUCAGACUUGGAUGAGUGUAUCUCCCAGGAGGAUCUCCUAGCACAGUUGGGUUUGAGUUCUGUGAAAGAACUUAACAAAAAGGAGACAAGCAACAUGGAGAAUAGCACACCAUCUGCAAAUGCAAAUGGGGUUGAGAGAAAACCUUUGAUAUCCCACAGAGCUAAGGAAAGUAUCGUUGAAUUCUUGAAAAUACCAAAGUUAUCUUCUUUGGACAGCAGGAAAAAGAACAAUGGUGAGGUCAAGGGUGAUGUCAAAAUCACUAAUGGUAAUACUAGUGAUGGCUCGAGGCCAGAUUCCCCUCUGUCUGAUGAAAAUGAUGAUGAUCUUCAAGCUAAAGAAAAAUUGAUUGCACACCUUAGAAAUGAACUGAAGCAAGAAGAAGCCAAACUUCUCUUGUUGAAACAACUACAUGCUGCACAAAAUGAUGUCAAAGGUAGCUCCAAAUUUCAAAAAGAAAAUGUGGAGAAGGUACAGACACAAGGAGCCUCUUCCCAACCUGUGAAGUCCUCUAUGCAGCUUCCACCUAAAAAAGGUCAGAAUCUUCCUCCCCCACCACCUUUGAAGGCCUCAACAGUACUAGCCACUUCUACUUUCCAUCCACCCAGGGAUGUUCCAGGACAGCCAAGGCUGCUUCCAAAAGGAAGUAGUAAUGCUCAAUCACAGUCCUCAAACUCUGGAUCUUCAAAAUUUUUAGGUCCUGCAGCCCAGACCCUGAAAGAGUUUGCAGUGCAGCAGUCCAUUCAUCAACAUUCAACUCAGUCACAUUCAAAACCUGGAUCAUCUGCAAUUGCAGAUCUGCAAAAUGUUGUCACCUGCAUGGCAAAUCUAAUUCAGCCUACUCCUCUGUACCCCCACAGUGGAGGCAGAGGCAGUCCAGCAUAUUCUGCAGCAAAUCAGCCUGCCCCUGUCCGCCCUACCCCUGUCAGAGCCAACAAUGUUAGCAGCCUCCCAGCCAGUAGUGGAUAUGUGUCAUUUCAGCAUCACUUGCCUAGUAGUUCUCAUCAGCAAAGUCCAGGUGGGAAACAAGCUGCAGCCAAGAUGGCACUACGAAAGCAGUUGGAAAGGACACUUCUUCAGAUACCACCACCAAAGCCACCUCCUCCUGAAUGGUCAUUUAUUCCAAGCCUUGGCAGCCAAGACUUCAUGCUUUUGGUUGGGCUUGAGUCUGUGGUGGAUGUUAUGGCUGCUAAAGAAGCCAAGGGAAAACAUAAUGUUCCAUUGCAAGAGCAAUUGAUAAACCCCAAAGUUUGUUCACGUUGUAACACAGACUUCUCACCUUCUUGGACAAAUAAGCCGGGCAAGGACUCAGAGCUGGUAACUGUGUGUGAAAAGUGUAGCACUGUCAAUGUGAAGAAAGAGCUUAAAGCAGAACACACUGCUCGUUUGAAGGCAGCAUUCUUGAAAGCUCUUAAGCAGGAACAGGAGAUUGAGCAAAAAAUUAAUGAUACCCCUCAAAUUGCACCUAAGCCUCAUCACCAAAGUCAGAAGUCUUCUCCUCAGCCUCCUCUAGCACCUGCACCCCCACGUCACCACAUUGCACAUCACCAACCUAUCAUGCAUCAUCAUCACCAACCAGUUCAACCAGCACUGUACCACCACCAUCAGCCUCACACCAACUCACUGUUAUUUCAACUGCAGCAACAGCACUUGCAGCAGCAACACCAGGAGUUGGAAGCUGCAGCGAGACAGCAAGCUGAUGUCAGAUGGCAUCCAUAUAUAAGUCAGCACCAUCACUCUGGAUCUCGCAACCCACAGCAUCAUCAUAGCUAUGUGUCAGACUCUGAUAGACAAUACUUGCUGGACAUGAUUCCUUCUUUGCCAACACCAACUCUUGGUUAUGGCUCUAGUAGAAUCUAGUGUAUAGAUUUAAAGGAGGUAAUACCUGAGCCUUGUUGAAUUGAAGCACCACUUUUCACAAUAUUCUUCUAUACUUCCAGAUAUUGAUCUUAGUAGAAACAGGUUUAGGCAAAUAAGAGGACAAUCAAUGAUUCCAGGGUAGAUCACCAGUUGCGUAUUUGAUGGGAAGGUAGAUGUUUUUCUUCUUUGACUUUGAUACUGAGGUACUAUCAAAUUAGGUUUUGACAUUCUCCAAUAUUUCACAGGGACUGAAAGCCUGGUACUUUCUCUCCAAAUAUAUUAGUUCAGUUAAUUCUGACUAGCUGUUUUUCAAUGGUAUGUGGAUGGUGCUUCAUUUAAGUAAGGCUCAAGUAAAGAAAUAACUAUUUAACAUAGUAAAUAAAAGAAACAUGUAUAAAAUUAUCUUUAAUUAUAGACUCUAUCUUGAAUUGACAAUUUUUGUUCACCAUCCUGCUUCCUAGAAAUCUUUCAGUGCAUUGUACUGCACAAAGAGCGAUAAAAUUUUUGUUUCCUGUGGAAGAUGUCCAGCCCCCUAGAGUUACAAAUCUUAGGUUUCAAUGAUGGAGCUCUACUUAAAGCAGUUAACAGCAUCCCUUAUUGUGCAAACAAUUUCUAUCUAGCAUACAUGUAAGUUUAGUCCUAUUUACAACUUUGUUAGAUAUUAAUGCCCAUAGGAGUGUAAAGCCAGAUAAACAACAGUUGGAGUAAAAUCACAACUUUUUGCACAGCUUAAGGGUAGCUCUAAUCAAGGUGGAUUUGUUGGUCUGCUUAGGGAGGGUAUAGGAAGGUGUGCAGGAGGGUGGAUUCUUCUUUGGGCAGACUGCCCAAAUUACUUCUGGGUGUAGCUGUACCAGGUAUUUAGGCUGUAUUCUGGGAAAUAACCUCAAACUCUUCUUAUUAGACAAAUUGCUAUUAUAUUUGAAUCUUUCACUGAAUAUUCUAUUUCCUGUCGAUAAAAAUAUGGACAUUUCAAUUUAUUUAUUUAUUAUCAAAAGCAACUGCUUCAGAGAUAACAAACUGUAGUAUAAAUAAAGUCU
Molecule: messenger RNA, 3867 nt
Organism: Pocillopora verrucosa
Lineage: Eukaryota; Metazoa; Cnidaria; Anthozoa; Scleractinia; Pocilloporidae
Product: transcriptional repressor p66-alpha-like
Biological process (GO): negative regulation of transcription by RNA polymerase II
Cellular component (GO): NuRD complex
Source: RefSeq, a predicted model, not a curated record